AGUGGUGCACCUCAUUAGUUCGAGCAAUAUGGUUGGAGGGGUUAGCGUACCAAGGCUCCACAACACUUUCACAGCACGCUCUCCAGCAAAUCCAUGAAGCUUAUUCAGUUGGAAUAGAGUCACCUGUGCGUUAGGAACUGCCAGAAGGACGUAUGUUACAUGUAGCCCCAGGACUAGGACCGGUGACAAUGUGUUGACCUCUUCACGCCUACGGUUUUGCAAGUGCUUUAAUGUUAAAAGACAAUGUUUAAGUGCAAUGUUCGGUCAACUUCAACGUGAUGUUGGUUAAUGUUCAUGGGCCCUAGUUCCCGAAUUGGAAAUAAUCAGGACUACCCAUUGGAAUGUUGUCAACAACAGAAGUUACUUACAACACCAACGCAAAGUGCUGACGUAAGCACACAACUUCACGCUGCCUACUUUCUCAACACUUGUACCUUCACAAGAGAGCUAUUGGGCCAUCGUCUCAUGAAGAAUUGUGUAAUUUCUCCGUCUACCGCAGCCAGUCUGUAAGUAAGGAGAGUUUAGCCUUCUGGCGACAGGAUUGAGACAAUCAGUGACGGAUGUGGUCCUCAUCCAAAUGGGAAAUAUGUGUACAAAGUCAGUUCUUGUCUCUUAUGCUGAGCUUCUAUGACUUGUCUCAAGAACGUGAGAGGUGUGUGCGUCAGUCUUGGCCAAUGAAAGCAGAAUAACGUCCACUUGGGCAAAAUAAUAUCAAGCUUUCGUUUGAAUACAUUCUUGUGUUGACAGUUUAAAGGUGCAUCCGGGGAAGGACGUCUUUGAGAAGCCGGUUUGCGUUAAUGUGAAUUCCAUUUGUGUCGACACAUAAUAGCUGUGGGCCAUUAUUGGUCUCGAAAUUGGAUGACACUGCGGCUUUGGUUUGCGAUCAGUUAUCCCAUGGUUAACUGUGAUAUACAGUUGCAAUAACCCCAAUGUCAAACCGGGCCAUAAACCAAGGCAAUUUGUGCAAAAGAAUUGUGUAUCUUCACUGGUGUGUUAAUCUUUUGUUCUAGGAAGGCAUUUCAGAUAGAUGCUUAGCUUGUUGGCAUUGUAAAGAGUAUUUACGAUGUCUGUGAUCGGUAGUGUGUCCGUUGUGCUCAACAUGAGCAACGGCAGUGAUGUCGUGAGCAAUUUCUCCCUCGACGACUAUCUCCUUACCAACCUUGGCUCGAAAAACAUGGGAAGCACAGCAGGCGUACUCCUCACUAUCAUCUACAGCCUCAUCUUUAUCUCUGGUACCAUCGGCAACGUUUGCACGUGUGUCGUCAUCGCCCGCAACUCCUACAUGCAGACGACGACGAACUACUACCUCUUCAGUCUAGCGGUGUCGGACCUCUUGCUACUGCUGUUUGGCUUACCGCCGGAGUUGUACGCCAUAUGGGAGUCGUAUCCAUGGAGAUUUGGGGCAGCCUUCUGUAUACUACGUCACUCAGUUAUGGAGAUGACGUCAUAUGCGUCGGUCCUGACAAUCACAGCCUUCACCGUGGAGCGUUACGUGGCCAUUUGCCGUCCUCUUCAGGCACACCGUAUGGCGGGUCUGUCCCGAUGUCUCCGGAUUAUCAUCUCCAUCUGGGUUGUCUCCAUCCUCGUGGCCCUCCCUUUCUCCAUCCACACCCGCGUGUUCCACGAGCUGCACCACCCCAUCACGAAAGAACCUAUCCCAGAAUCCCUCAUCUGCAACAUCCGGAUUGAGUGGCGGGAAAGGAUGACGUACAUGUUCCAGAUCUCCACCUUCCUGUUCUUCGUCACCCCCGUCGCCGUCAUCAUCUGCCUCUACAUCCUCAUCGGCAUCGCGCUCAGGAGGUCCCACCUCGGGCGAGGUCCGUCGGAUGAAAUAAAGUGUAGCAGCAACAAAAACAAGCCCCCAUCCCAGUCGAGGAGAGUGGUGAUUCGUAUGUUAGUUGCUGUUACAGUAGCCUUCAUCCUGUGCUGGGCGCCCUUCCAUGCCCAGAGACUGAUGGUUCUGUACGUGUCCACGUGGACCCCGUUACUGAUGAACGUGCAGAGCACGCUAUUCUAUAUAUCAGGUGUCUUGUACUUCGUCAGCUCCACCGUCAACCCCAUCCUGUACAACGUCAUCUCGCGACGUUACAGAGGCGCCUUUAAGGAAACCAUCUGUUUCUGCUGUUACAAGGCUGGUGCGUCUUCCUACACCAGCAGUGUAUUCAAAGGCAACCUGGACAAACCACUCAAACAACCAAUGGUGGUUGUCAAAGCUGACGGUGAUAAACUCCAGCCCACAUACCACGACCAUAAUGCUUUGCUGCAUCCGGUUGCGAACGGCAAUGUGCCAGAGUCGUUGAAGACACGGCUUAUUGACGAGAAUUUUGACAGAAAAAUAAACGAUGCCGAUUUCCACUACGUUAAAAACGUGAACUCCUGUGUUGCUUGCGAUACUUCUGUGAAUGGAUAUCAUUCGCCUUGCAGAGCCGCUUUGCUGAAAAACGGAUUUUGUGAUGUGAGUCGUUCGUCGUUGAACUGUGUUCUAUUGAAACACGGAACCGUGUUGUGAAAUCUAUUAUUCAACACUCUCAGAAUAUGCACUGGUGUAUAAUUCUGAAAAUAAAUGGAAUUAACCUGAAAA
This is a messenger RNA of Haliotis rubra (blacklip abalone), 2581 nucleotides long. RefSeq names its product pyrokinin-1 receptor-like. Gene Ontology annotation, cellular component: plasma membrane. Lineage: Eukaryota; Metazoa; Mollusca; Gastropoda; Lepetellida; Haliotidae. Gene Ontology annotation, biological process: neuropeptide signaling pathway. Bases 1064 to 2509 code for a protein of 481 amino acids. The transcript is spliced from 5 exons. Gene Ontology annotation, molecular function: neuromedin U receptor activity. The record is from RefSeq and is a predicted model, not a curated record.